Molecule: messenger RNA, 1275 nt
Organism: Pecten maximus
Lineage: Eukaryota; Metazoa; Mollusca; Bivalvia; Pectinida; Pectinidae
Exons: 2
Coding region: 447-995 (182 amino acids)
Source: RefSeq, a predicted model, not a curated record
AGUCAGAGGAGAAAGACAACAUUGAGUUGUAUUACCUGAUGACAGGUAGGUUGACAGAGGAGAAAGACAACAUUGAAUUGUAUUACCUGAUGACAGGUAGGUAGUCGGAGGAGAAAGACAAUAUUGAGUUGUAUUACCUGAUGACAGGUAGGUAGUCGGAGGAGAAAGACAACAUUGAAUUGUAUUACCUGAUGACAGGUAGGUUGUCAGAGGAGAAAGACAAUAUUGAGUUGUAUUACCUGAUGACAGGUAGGUUGAUGGAGGAGAAAGACAACAUUGAGUUGUAUUACCUGGUGACAGGUAGGUUGAUGGAGGAGAAAGACAACAUUGAGUUGUAUUACCUGAUGACAGGUAGAUUGAUGAAGGAAAAAGACAACAUUGAGUUGUAUUACCUGAUGACAGGUAGGUAGUCGGAGGAGAAAGACAAUAUUGAGUUGUAUUACCUGAUGACAGGUAGGUUGAUGGAGGAGAAAGACAACAUUGAGUUGUAUUACCUGAUGACAGGUAGGUUGUCAGAGAAGAAAGACAACAUGGAGUUGUAUUACCUGGUGACAGGUAGGUUGUCAGAGGAGAAAGACAACAUUGAGUUGUAUUACAUGAUGACAGGUAGGUUGCCAGAGGAGAAAGACAACAUUGAGUUGUAUUACAUGAUGACAGGUAGGUUGCCAGAGGAGAAAGACAACAUCGAGUUGUAUUACCUGAUGACAGGAAGGUUGUCAGAGGAGAAAGACAACAUCGAGUUGUAUUACCUGAUGACAGGUAUGUUGAUGGAGGAGAAAGACAACAUUGAGUUGUAUUACAUGAUGACAGGUAGGUUGACAGAGGAGAAAGACAACAUCGAGUUGUAUUACCUGGUGACAGGAAGGUUGUCAGAGGAGAAAGACAACAUUGAGUUGUAUUACCUGAUGACAGGUAGGUUGAUGGAGGAGAAAGACAACAUUGAGUUGUAUUACCUGAUGACAGGUAGGUUGAUGGAGGAGAAAGACAAUAUUUAGCUGUAUUACCUGAUGACAGGUAGGUUUAGAAUACUGUUCUCUAAAAAGUAGGGAAAUAGAUAUUACAUAGAUUUAUAUUAGGUACACCUGAUGUCUGGUGUAAAGAGAAACUUGGAUGUUAAAACUUACAACAUUAAUUUUGUGUCAAGAUAUUACUAUCAUACAUAAUCUUAAUUGAAUGAGCCAGAAGCAUGAUAUGUUGUAAUUAAAGUGACCAAAUGAUUUUAUAUGGAUGAAGUUGACAUAUAAUGUAUAUAUAAGCGGGACAUAAUUUAUUGAU